UGGAGCAUCUUAAAAGGUUGUAUUCAUAUCAUAUUUUCUUCUUUUCCUAGAUUCACCAAUGUUGUAGCGAAAUGGCCUGGUUCGACACAUGAUAAUAUCAUAUUUGAAAACUGUGGGCUUAAACAGUGGAUAGAAAAUGGAACCCCUGGCUGGUUGAUAGGAGAUUCAGGUUAUGCACUCAAAAGUUACAUGCUAACACCAAAGAUUAAUCCAUCUACCAGACAAGAGGUCUCAUUCAAUAAUGCACACAGCAGAACACGAAUGGUGGUUGAGAGAGCCUUUGGUAUAUUGAAAAGUCGUUUUCGGUGCCUUCACAAGACAGGAGGUUGUCUACAGUUUUCUCCAGAAAAAUGCGCUAAAGUGUUUGUUGUUUGUGCCAAGUUACACAAUCUGUGUAUAGAUGAUGGUAUGGCACUUGAAGACAUUGAAAUUGACAAUGAUAAUAAUAAUGACAUGAUUGUGAAUAAUGAACCCAAUGCAAUGAGGGCUAGAUCAAGUAUCAUAAAUACAUUUUAAGGUACAUGUACAAUAUAAGUGUGAAAUGUCAUUCAUUCUUACUGUAAAGAUAUUGUCAUGACCCAUGAAAAGGAAAUUGUUUCUUUUCACAUGAAUAUGCUCCAUUUGUUACAUGCUUUGGAGUUAAAAGUAAAAUGGUAUUGAUAAUUUCCACAGUAAAUAUUGAAAUAAAAGACAGUUAUUAUUACGAGGUUACAGAGCAAAAUCAGUAAAAAUGACUUAAAAUGCAUGAAAUAAAUAGAAUAUUUGUUUUUCUUGUAUAUCAGACAUGGAUUAUCUACCGUUUAUAUUGGUGCUAGAAAACUCUAAUCUUACAACCCCCAUGUAAGUCGAGUCGCGUGCUUUAAAUGACGUCAUUGCGGCGCGCUAUUUAUGAAUGAAUUAUUCUUAGGAUAAUGUCACUUAACUGUUAGGAAUAAAGUUGUAAGUUCAUACACAACUAUUAGAAAAAGGUGCGUAAUGAGAAUAUCAGUUUUCAUAAUUUGUUUUGAAAAUAAUUUAUAUGUAAUGUGCUAAAAAAGAAUCAAACACAGGCUGUCGGUGCAGAUGGGCAUAUCUAGUUCUCGGGGUAACUGUUUAGCGGACACUCGGCAGAGCCUUGUUACCGCAGUAAACAGGUACCCUCGAGCUAGAUAUUCCGGUCUGUACUGGCAGCCAGUGUAAGAUUCUUAGAGAUUACCUGUAAGAUUGAAACAUAUUUCACUCAUGAACACCAGCUAUCAUAUCUUCACUUGUGGCUAUGUUACUCGUAAGGAU
Molecule: messenger RNA, 1272 nt
Organism: Ruditapes philippinarum (Manila clam)
Lineage: Eukaryota; Metazoa; Mollusca; Bivalvia; Venerida; Veneridae
Product: putative nuclease HARBI1
Exons: 3
Source: RefSeq, a predicted model, not a curated record